Erinaceus europaeus (western European hedgehog) is the source of this 1462-nucleotide messenger RNA. RefSeq names its product secretory carrier membrane protein 3 (gene SCAMP3). Lineage: Eukaryota; Metazoa; Chordata; Mammalia; Eulipotyphla; Erinaceidae. The coding region runs from base 4 to 1158 and encodes 384 amino acids. Gene Ontology annotation, biological process: protein transport. The record is from RefSeq and is a predicted model, not a curated record. Gene Ontology annotation, cellular component: recycling endosome membrane; trans-Golgi network membrane. The transcript has 9 exons.
GGUAUGCGUAGCCAAUCGGUGCGGAGAAGCAGAGCGGCUGCAACGGGGAGCGCAGCCAGUGCCAGGGCAGGGGCGUGGGGGCGCGGGGCCACCCAGCCCACAAGUGCAAACAUGGCUCAGAGUAGAGACAGCGGAAACCCUUUCGCCGAGACUGGGGAACUAGACAACCCGUUCCAGGACCCGGCGGUGAUCCAGCACCGACCCAGCCCGCAGUACGCCACGCUAGAUGUCUACAACCCUUUUGAGGCCCAAGAGCCAUCAGCACCCUACGAGUCUCCUGCCCCUGCUUCGUUGCCACCCCCCUCAGCAGCUCCCCCCUUACAGCCCUCCAGAAAGCUCAGUCCCACAGAACCCAAGAACUAUGGUUCCUACAGCACCCAGGCUUCAGCUGCAGCGGCCACAGCUGAACUGCUCAAGAAGCAGGAGGAGCUCAACCGGAAGGCGGAGGAGUUGGACCGGAGGGAGCGGGAGCUGCAACAUGCUGCCCUUGGGGGCACAGCUACUCGACAGAAAAAUUGGCCUCCCUUGCCUUCUUUUUGCCCAGUGCAGCCCUGCUUUUUCCAGGACAUUUCCAUGGAGAUCCCCCAUGAAUUUCAGAAGACGGUAUUUACCAUGUACUACCUCUGGAUGUGCAGUACCCUGGCUCUUCUCCUGAAUUUCCUUGCCUGCCUAGCCAGCUUCUGUGUGGAGACCAACAAUGGUGCAGGCUUUGGGCUCUCUAUCCUCUGGGCCCUGCUCUUCACGCCCUGCUCCUUUGUCUGCUGGUAUCGCCCCAUGUAUAAGGCGUUCCGGAGUGAUAGCUCAUUCAACUUCUUCGUCUUCUUCUUCAUUUUCUUCGUCCAGGAUGUGCUGUACGUCCUCCAGGCCAUCGGCAUCCCAGGUUGGGGGUUCAGUGGCUGGAUCUCAGCGCUGGUGGUGCUCAAGGUCAACACAGCAGUGGCUGUGCUGAUGCUGUUGGUGGCCCUCUUCUUCACCAGCAUUGCAGUCCUGGGCAUUGUGAUGCUGAAGCGGAUCCACUCUCUGUACCGCCGCACAGGUGCCAGUUUCCAGAAGGCCCAGCAAGAGUUCGCUGCUGGGGUCUUCUCUAACCCUGCCGUGCGAACCGCUGCUGCCAACGCAGCUGCUGGUGCGGCUGGGAACGCCUUCCGCGGCCCCUAACCAAACCCCUGGCUGUAGUGCUUCCCUGGCCCUGCCACCUGCGGGAGUGAUGUUGGCUGGCCCGAGUCCCUGCAGUCUCCUGGGACUCAGAGAGGCUCCCCUCCAGAGCCCUCAGUCCCACAGUCACAGCUGUUGGGCUUGAGGCUGGGGUCCUGGGGGGGGCCACAUGACCCAGUCGCUGCCUCCACCACCUGCCACCAGGCCACAACACUGUCACCUCUCUUCCACGCCCCCAAUCACUUACCCUUUGCUGUGCCAAGGCUGUUGCUUCGGUUAUUUAAAUAAAUUGAAAGUGGAACUGGAA